Molecule: messenger RNA, 2352 nt
Organism: Anoplophora glabripennis (Asian longhorned beetle)
Lineage: Eukaryota; Metazoa; Arthropoda; Insecta; Coleoptera; Cerambycidae
Gene: RhoGAP93B
Product: rho GTPase-activating protein 39
Exons: 3
Coding region: 234-2192 (652 amino acids)
Biological process (GO): signal transduction
Cellular component (GO): cytoskeleton; cytoplasm
Molecular function (GO): GTPase activator activity; protein binding
Source: RefSeq, a predicted model, not a curated record
GUUUUUUUAGGGGAAAUGAAAAUUAGGUUGAGAGGUUGGCAAUAAAAUAAACAAUGGCGUUUACAGUAUAGUAAUGGUUCUGCGAGCAAAUUUUAUUUUUGUUAUGGUUUUCUGGACUUCCUCAUUCAUUCCAGCCAUGAUGGGGAGCAACGCAGACAAUAAAUUUGUAUCAAAAUGACGUUUUACAUAUCAACAAAUUAGUGUAUAUAAGGUUCUUUGAACAAUGUCAAAAAAUGGCUUCUAAUUCAUACAGGGUGGAAUGGGUGGAAAUAAUAGAGCCCAAGACUCAGGAGCAUAUGUAUGCCAAUUUGGCUACAGGAGAAUGUGUAUGGGAUCCUCCAGAAGGUGUACCUGUCAAACGUACAGAUUCUAACCAGUGGUGGGAACUCUUCGAUCAAAAUACAGCACGGUUCUACUACUACAAUGCUACAUCACAAAGAACGGUUUGGCAUAAACCAACAAACUGCGAUAUCAUCCCUUUAGCUAAACUCCAAACCUUAAAACAUAAUACGGACUGCAGCCCUGCCGCUACAAGUCACCAGUCAACACAAACUGGACAUCAUGCAGAGCGAAGCCAAGUGCUUAGUCUGUCUGCGAGUACUCCUCAGCUACGUCGUAAACCUAGUGAUUUGUGCAGAAGCAGCAGUUUUAGUCAGCGUGGUGCCGAAGCCCCAUUGUACUCAAAUUGGCAUGACUCCCAUUUGCUGCCUCUGGAACAUUUCUUGCUUAACAACAGUCGGGAUUCUGAUAGUGAUCACUCAGACAGUGGUAGUGAGUCUCUUACUGGACAUGAGCCCGACAAUGAAGAUUCCGAUCAGUCUGAAGGCAGCUAUUUACCACACCGCCUCUCACACAGACCUGUAGAAUAUCUAAAUCUCCCUACAGCAGCUAGUACAGAACCUAGAGACAGAGAAAGGGAGACCAAAGAGCGUCCUCCAGUACCUCUAUUGAAACCGUUGGCAGAACCUCCAUUACAACCUGAACGGGAAGCUGAUAUGGAAAAAUUUGCUGCAGACAAUCUAAAUCUAGGCGGUAGAGGGCUAUUUAGGCGUAAAGCUAGUGUUCGUGAUUUACUUAGUUGGUCAUCUCGUAGUCUACAAAGACCUUUGCUAGCAUCUAGCAAACCAGUGGCGAGGCAAGCUUUAGAAAUGUUUAGACAAGUACAAAUGUAUAUGGGUGACAGGAAGGCUAGACCAGGUGUAUCACUAAAUUCUUUGUUAAUGGAAAUUUUAGGCACAGCUCAUGUACAGGCUUUGCUUAGAGAUGAACUUUAUGUGCAGUUGUGUAGACAGACAACUGAGAACCCUAGGCGUGAGUCUCUGCUUAGAGGUUGGGAAUUACUCACAAUUGCUUUAGCGUUUGUUCCUCCUAGUCCAGUAUUUCAACCGGCGCUAUUAGGGUAUCUCAAUCGUCACAGAGAUCCUACUUUUUCGAGAGUUUUUCCAGAUGUUAACCGGUGGCCAAUUCAUGUUCAAGUAAACCACUAUGCGACAGUAGCUUGCCAACGUCUAGAACGUAUAGGCGCAGGUGGUAAACGCACCGCCCGUCGCCCACAAAUGGAUGACAUAGAAUCUGCAAGAAAACAAAUAUUCCAAGCUAGUCUCUUUGGUAACACUCUACGUGAAGUUAUGCAACUUCAAGCCAGUCGUUGGCCUAACAGAAGGCUACCCUGGCCACAAAUAGAGUUGUCGCAACAGGUAUUGAAACUGCAAGGCUUAACGACUGAGGGUAUUUUCCGCGUCUCGGCAGAUGUAGACGAAGUGAAUCGAUUGAAGGCGCAAAUGGACCGAUGGGAAAUUAGUGAACCCAGUGAUGCUCAUGUACCUGCAAAUCUACUUAAACUUUGGUUGCGGGAACUGUAUGAACCCCUCAUCCCCGACUCUCUUUACCCUGAAUGUGUGGCAGAACCCAUGACUCCAAGACGUGCAUGUGAUUUAGUACUACGUUUACCCACUCUACAUAGACUUGUGUUAUGCUAUUUAAUCCGAUUUUUACAGACCUUUAACAAACCUGAAGUUAUACAACAUACUAAAAUGGACGCUUCCAAUUUAGCUAUGGUUUUUGCGCCUAACUGCUUACGUUGCAUGGCUAGUGAUCCUCGUACUAUGUUUGAUAAUGCACGUAAGGAGAUGGCCUUUAUGCGAUGCCUCAUACAAGAAUUAGAUACUGAAUGUGUUCGAGACAUGAUCUGACCUCAACUUUCGAAUGUAUAUAACAUAUUUAUACAAACAUACAUUUAUUGUAACAUUUUUUAUUACAAAUCAUAGAUAUUUCUUUGUGACUUUGUUUUUAUUAUUACCUUUACAUUACAAAUUGUGAUUUAAAUUAUAGAAUAAAUUGUUUUCUUAUGAA